This is a messenger RNA of Spirodela intermedia, 3493 nucleotides long. Lineage: Eukaryota; Viridiplantae; Streptophyta; Magnoliopsida; Alismatales; Araceae. The record is from the annotation of a GenBank genome assembly.
AUGAAGAGGGGGAGAGAGGAUGAGAAUGUUGCAGGCCCUCUGUUCCCGAGGCUUCACGUCAAUGACGCCGGCAAAGGGGGCCUCAGGGCGCCGCCGAGGAACAAGAUGGCGCUCUACGAGAUUUUCAGCAUUCCUUCUCACAUGUUGAAAUCGGACUCGCCAUCCUCGGCGCCGGAUAGCUUGGUACCCUCUGCGUCGUUAAACCAGGUAUGUUUUGCUCUGAACCUGCCUUGAUUCUGGCCUUCUCCACCUCCCCGGAGGCCCUAAACCCCUCGAUCUUUCUCCAAAAACGGCGAAUACAGAAGGAAGAAUCCUUCACCCUUCGUGAUUGGACGUUGCAAGAUGCACUCGCAAAGGUUCUAAACCGAUAACCUCGGGUAGCGUCGGCGUCCUCGAUCACCUCGGAACUAUGCAGAGGCCCUUUUCAUGGGUUAGCAAUUUAGGGUUUCUUCACCCAAUAACAACAGCCUUGUAUUCUGUGUUUCCGAACACAACCUUAUGAAGUGCAGAAUCAGGAGUACCCUAAUUUCUGCAUCUUCAUAAUCCGUGCUACCUUUUUCUUUUCAAAUGUUCCUGCUUUCAAGCAUUAUAGACCCAAUAACAUGAACUCUGGGUGCAUCUCGUAGUGCUCCUAUAUUCACAAAACACCAUGCAGGAUUCAAACAGCAUGUAAUUAUAAGGGUGGGGAAAAAAUAAAAAAAAUCUGGUCCAUCAAUCAUUUGAGACUUAACCAGUUUGAAAAAUUAGAUCUAACCAGGUAAUAUCAUUCAGCAUAGCUGCUGCUACUGGCGUGAUCACAAGUAUUUCAUGCCUGUAGGGUUGUGGCCAUGAGAAGACUGUGCCUUCUCUCAACCAUGCGCUUUCUCCUGUACCCUCCUACCCGGCAGAGAAGUCUAGUACUCAUCCACUGGAGAGGAUGAAUGAAGCUGGUCCGAGAACGAUGGUUGGGAGACACCCGUUGAAGCAUGGGUUCCGGAGAAUAGCUUCGACUGCAGGUAAUCAUCCACAGGUGGGUGAUCAAUGCAGCUCAUUACGUCCAGAUAGCUCGUCCAGAGCUGAGGAUUGCCCUGGAAGGAAACCUGGAGAUGAGGAUGAUUUUAGAAGUCCUACUAUUUCUCAGCCUGGAAUUGCUCUGCGCUCUGACAAAGAUCACCAUUUCAUGGACAGAGAGAAAACAACUGCUCAUUCUUAUUUGAACAGCCUCAAGGAAAGUGGAUCCACAGUUUCUAAUACCCAGAGCCUGGCUGAAGACAGAAAACCUGUGGAAGAACAUGGCAUCAGGGGUUUAAUCAUGCAACAGCAUAAGAGAGACAGUGCAGAAGAAAAAACAGAGGAAACUGUUGCUCUGACGACUGCCAGUUUUGAAUCGAAGGGAACUAGAAGCACCAGAUGUGGAAGCACUGGCCUACGUCGAUGGUCAGCUGGGAGUACCAGGGGUGCUGAAGGUGCAGGAAAAGAAUCUAAUGGGAGAACUGGGUUUUGCUCCAGAGAAUUACCUGGCAACAGUUUAAUGGAGCCAGGUGCAGGUGAAGGUCUCGAUAGAACUGGAUCAGUGGAAGAUGCUGAUGUGCUCCCAAGCCCUUCAUCAGGGGAUUCCGACAAAGAAGCACUGGAAGGUUCUGGUGCUGAUGACGAAGAUUCUGGGACCUCGAUGGGCUCAGUACCAGGCAUCGACAUAUCUCCGGAUGAUGUUGUAGAUUUGAUCGGUGCCAAGCACUUUUGGAAAAUGAGGAGAGCCAUCGCCAAGUGAGUAUUUCUGGGUGCAUUCCGUUCUGGUUCAUCCUCAAAUUAUCUCCUUUGUAUUUUAUUUCUUUUCAAUGGCUUGUGAGGUCCAAUUCAUGAGGACUACUUUAUUUUAUUUAGCUAAUUGUAUCUAUAUAUCUUUCAUUCAAUCCUGACCCUGGAUCGGAAUUUAAUAAGGAUGGAAUUUACUUAGUGUUGAGGCAUCCAUGGUUUGACUUCCGAAUUCUUUACCUGUAUUCAAUGGGUUUAUCAAAAUAUGAAUGGACUGAAAGGGAAUUCACUGGAGGGGAACUGGCUUUUUUUUUUUUUUUUCUCGAAGCAGAUUUAUUUUUUCUUCUUCUGGAAAGUAGUGCGCUACUGGAGACCGCAGAUAAUAAGUGCUCAUCUAAAAAAAAAAAGAUGAAAAUAUUUUCCUCUCAAGGGAUAUCUAGCCGUUGGCAGAAAUGGUAAUUGCUUCUAGAUACCUGGGAAUUUUAUUCUUUUGAAUCUUUUUCCUCUAAUGUUAGAUUGAAUGGAAAAAUCUUGACCUAAUUCUGACUGCAUGGGCUUACCUUCAAGUCCGUCACAUGUUUUUUUUAUUAUUACUGAGUUUCUAUCAUUAUCUUUGAUCUAAUAUGGAAAGAAUUUUCAAUUGAUUGCAGUCAACAGAGGGUUUUUGGAAUACAAGUGUUUGAACUCCAUAAGUUGAUAAAAGUAAGCUUUCCCUUUCCUUAAUCUUUUCGCUUACAAAGAAAUAAAUGCAUACCCUUUUCAAGAAGGAUUUAGAUCUGAGAAUCACAUCCUCAAACAGGUCCAGAAGCUCCUUUCUGUCUCACCGCAUGUACUGCUUGAAGACACCUCUCGCUUACAGGGUCAGCCUGUGGAAGAUCCCUGCGCCAAUUUCUUGGUAAAGCCUCAGAUGAAGACAAUCAAGGAGAAGGUGGCAGGCUCCAAUCACCUGGUAGAACCCCAACCACCGAUUACUAACCAGCGGGAUCACUCUCAGAAGGCGAAAUGUGACAGCAAGUCUACCACAGAAGACAUGGCGGGCAUCCUUUCAUUUCAUCGUGUACAGCAUCCGACUGACCAGGCUUCUUCGCUCCCAGUUUCUUCCGACAGCACACCUCGUCCAUGGUGCUUCCAGGCACCGGCUAGUAACCAGUGGUUGGUUCCUGUCAUGUCUCCCUCCGAAGGACUGAUAUACAAGCCAUGCACCAGCCCGUACCCUCCACCGGCGGCUCUCAUGAACACCGUCUACAGCGGCUCCACCCCUCUCAGCUUAGCCCCUGUUGCAGGGAAGCUCAUGAGCCCCGCCUAUGGCGUUCCUGUGCCUCACCAGCAGCUAAGCAUUGGGGUUCUUCCUGGUUCAGCAGCAAUCGCCCCGACCCUUCUACCAGUCCCAUUCGGGCUUCCAGUCCACGGCGCUGAAGUUGAACAGCUGAAGCCGAUAGCUGGGCCACUGCUCAAGCAGCACUCUUGGAGCUCUUGCGGCGUCUCUAACCCAAAGAGCGGACCCUUUUCGGAGCUUGAUCGGAGUGUUCAGAAAUCCAAAGGUAGUAUUCUGCAAGGAAGUACGGGGAGCAGUCCCAGUGACACCAGGCUGCAAGGGCAGAGGGCUGCUGUGACUCCGCUUCCCAUGGUUUCUGAAGGUUCUGGCCAGCAUACUCAGGUGAUCAAGGUGGUCCCACAUAACCCAAAAUCAACAACUGAAUCAGCAGCAAGAAUUUUCCAGCGCAUACAGAGAGAAAGGCAGCAGUACGAUUCUGUGUAG